This is a messenger RNA of Carica papaya (papaya), 664 nucleotides long. RefSeq names its product auxin-responsive protein SAUR32-like. NCBI's taxonomy places the organism in Eukaryota, Viridiplantae, Streptophyta, Magnoliopsida, Brassicales, Caricaceae. Gene Ontology annotation, biological process: response to auxin. The record is from RefSeq and is a predicted model, not a curated record.
CCUCUGUAUAAUUUAUCUCAUUGUUUUUCUGGUUGGUGUAUAUAUUUGAAACUCCCCAACAUCUCAUGACCAACGUACCUAGUUGCGCUUCUUCCUUCACACCCUCUUCCGGAGGAGUCGUCUUCUGAAAUUUUCUGGGGAAGGAAGUAAAAGAAAGCUAGGGUUUCGUUCAAUCUGGAAAUGGGUAACGGAGAGAAAAGUGCGAGGAGCUUUCACCGGCAUCUCGGUCAUCACCAUAACCAUCAAGGGAAGAGCAGUAAGCAGGGAAGAGAUGUGCCGAAGGGGUGCUUGGCCAUAAAAGUAGGUCAAGGAGAGGAGCAGCAGAGAUUCGUGGUGCCGGUGAUAUAUUUCAAUCAUCCGCUGUUCAUGCAGCUUCUGAAAGGUGCUGAGGAGGAGUACGGCUUCGAUCAAAAGGGUACAAUCACAAUCCCUUGCCAUGUGGAGGAGUUUAGGUAUGUUCAAGGCAUGAUUGACAGGGAAAAGUCCCUUCAUCAUCAUCAUCAUCAUCACUAUCAUGUUGGUUGCUUUAGGGUUUGAUCAAUUGAUGUCAUCGCCGGCUGACCCAAUUACCAGGAAUUAAAGUUAUUGCGUUUUGAUGGUGUUGUGGUGCCAUAUGCGGCCUAACCCAUGAAAGAGAAACGAUCAAAAUAGCUUUUUUUGUUAA